Linum tenue is the source of this 921-nucleotide messenger RNA. NCBI's taxonomy places the organism in Eukaryota, Viridiplantae, Streptophyta, Magnoliopsida, Malpighiales, Linaceae. The record is from the annotation of a GenBank genome assembly.
GAUUCUUCUCCCGGAGAAGCGCCGCGUCCACCGUCUUCUCUGGCAGUGACGCCUCGUUUAUUUUACGGUCUUCUCCGGCAGCCGCGCCUCGUUUACCGUCUUCUCCAGCAGCCACCACGACCGAAUCAGGAUACGAUCACUUGUGUCGGUGAUAAAAUGAGUGAAAUUGAAAUCCUCGCACAUGAACUAGUAGUUGAGGUUCUCAAGGAGCAAAUCAAUGAAGUUUCUACUGAGAAGGAACAUAUUGAGAGCAAUCUCAACCGUGUGACUAUGGAUCUGUCCCUCCUCAGUAAAGAGGAGCUUAGGUUAUCUGAGCUAUUUCACCAAUUGAAGGCUGAUAUUGAUAAAGAAAAGCUUCAUUUAUCUGAGCAAGUUGAAAAAUUAGAGGGUGUGUUGAAUGAUGAAAUAGCCCAGGGUCGUGCACAUGCCGAAGCCUCCUCAAAGUCUCAUUCAAGCAAAUUUAGCAAACUAGAAGAUUCAGCUUGCAAGAAGAUUUCAAAGCUGGAAACUAUGAUUCGAAAGAGCAUGGAGGAGAAGCUACUCACGGAAGCUGCACUUGAAUCUAUGAGGAAGGAAUAUGCAAUGACGGAUCCAGAGUAUCGUCAACUUCUUGACCGGUGUGAGGAGCUUGAGAACAAAUACAAGGAGGCUAUAGGAUCCUUGAUGAAGUCUGGCAAGGAGAAGAAGAGUCUUCAAGAGCGAGUUAGUAAACUUGAGGAAGAUCUCUCUCUCACGGGCAGGGCAACCCAAGUUAAGUUAUGGGGAAGAAAUAGGGGAAGAUGAAAAAGCAACUUGUUUAGAGUUCAGUUUUAGUUUUACAUAAUUUUCCUUGUAAAUUAAUUCAUAGUCGAUCGAACCCUGAAAUACACUCAAUGCAUGCAGGAUAGUGGAUACAAAUACAAAAGGGGAAUAUGAGUUGUU